GCAUUUUGGGAAAGGGCAGUUUCCGUUAGGUGCUGAAGGCUGAGGCGCGCGACGGACCCAUUCCCACGUGAAGCGCGAACACCCCUCAGCGGGGCGGCGGAGCGUCCCGGAAGCAGCGGGGAACCGGAAGUAGCCCGCGGAGGCGCUGCAGCUCGUCCCGGAGCCCGGCGUGAGGCGCCUGGAAGCGCGGCGACGGCGCCAUGUCCCUGAUCUGCUCCAUCUCCAAUGAAGUGCCAGAACACCCAUGUGUGUCCCCUGUCUCUAAUCAUGUCUAUGAGCGACGGCUCAUUGAGAAGUACAUUGCAGAGAAUGGUACAGACCCCAUCAACAACCAGCCUCUCUCUGAGGAGCAGCUCAUCGACAUCAAAGUUGCUCACCCAAUCCGGCCCAAGCCUCCCUCAGCCACGAGCAUCCCAGCCAUUCUGAAAGCCUUGCAGGAUGAGUGGGAUGCAGUCAUGCUGCAUAGCUUUACCCUGCGCCAGCAGCUGCAGACAACCCGUCAGGAGCUGUCCCACGCUCUGUACCAGCAUGAUGCCGCCUGCCGUGUCAUUGCCCGUCUCACCAAGGAAGUCACUGCUGCCCGAGAAGCUCUGGCUACCCUGAAACCACAGGCUGGUCUCAUUGUGCCCCAGGCUGUGCCAAGCUCACAGCCAAGUGUUGUGGGUGCAGGUGAGCCAAUGGAUUUGGGUGAGCUUGUGGGAAUGACUCCUGAGAUUAUCCAGAAGCUUCAAGACAAGGCCACUGUGCUGACCACGGAGCGUAAGAAGAGGGGGAAGACUGUGCCUGAGGAACUGGUGAAGCCAGAAGAGCUCAGCAAGUACCGACAGGUGGCAUCCCAUGUGGGGUUACACAGUGCCAGCAUUCCUGGUAUCCUUGCCCUGGACCUCUGCCCCUCCGACACCAAUAAGAUCCUCACUGGUGGGGCGGAUAAAAAUGUCGUCGUAUUUGACAAGAGUUCUGAGCAAAUCCUGGCCACUCUCAAAGGCCAUACCAAGAAGGUCACCAGUGUGGUAUUUCACCCUUCCCAGGACCUGGUGUUUUCUGCCUCUCCAGAUGCCACUAUCAGGAUUUGGUCUGUCCCGAACGCCUCUUGUGUACAGGUUGUUCGGGCCCAUGAGAGUGCUGUAACAGGCCUCAGCCUCCACGCCACUGGUGACUAUCUCCUGAGCUCCUCUGAUGACCAGUACUGGGCCUUCUCUGACAUCCAGACAGGGCGUGUGCUCACCAAGGUGACAGAUGAGACCUCUGGCUGCUCUCUCACCUGUGCACAGUUCCACCCCGAUGGGCUCAUUUUUGGAACAGGAACCAUGGACUCUCAGAUUAAGAUCUGGGACUUGAAGGAACGUACCAAUGUGGCCAACUUCCCUGGCCACUCAGGCCCCAUCACCAGCAUCGCCUUCUCCGAGAAUGGUUAUUACCUGGCUACAGCAGCUGACGACUCCUCGGUCAAGCUCUGGGAUCUACGCAAGCUUAAAAACUUUAAGACAUUGCAGCUAGAUAACAACUUUGAGGUGAAGUCACUGAUCUUUGACCAGAGUGGUACUUACCUGGCCCUUGGGGGCACAGAUGUCCAGAUUUAUAUCUGCAAACAGUGGACAGAGAUUCUUCACUUUACAGAGCAUAGUGGCCUGACUACAGGGGUGGCCUUUGGCCACCAUGCCAAGUUCAUCGCUUCAACAGGCAUGGACAGGAGCCUCAAGUUCUACAGCCUGUAGGCCCUUUCCCUUCUGAUGGAAGCUGGGCCUGAUCUCAGUAGUGGGGUAGAGUUAGGCAGGGGGCGGGAGGGAAGCUACUGGGGGGAGGGGGGUGUUUAUGGGGUGGGACAUUCACAUCAUUUCACUCUGGCCUGGUUGUGGCCUGAGAGCCAUGGCUGCUUGGACCAACCUCACCCAUGCAGGCUCCAGGCCCCAUGGGAACAGACAUGGAAAGAAGCAAGAACUGUCACCCUGUGAAGGCUCCGGGUCAGAGCCCAGGGUUUCUCCUUUCGUGUUAUUCAUGGAGGCGAUGGUGGCGACUGUUCUCUACCCACUUUGUUUCAGUUUCUGUGAGAUGGGAGAAGCCGAGCCAAGGGAACUGUGAAGGGAAUGGGCAGGUGGGCUCGUGCAGGUUUUUGUAAGCAGUGAUCUAGUUUCAUUAAAAAAAGAAAAUGAUAAACAUUAAA
Messenger RNA from Tupaia belangeri chinensis (Chinese tree shrew), 2161 nucleotides. RefSeq names its product pre-mRNA processing factor 19 (gene PRPF19). Gene Ontology annotation, biological process: protein ubiquitination; mRNA splicing, via spliceosome; DNA repair. The transcript has 17 exons. Lineage: Eukaryota; Metazoa; Chordata; Mammalia; Scandentia; Tupaiidae. Gene Ontology annotation, molecular function: ubiquitin protein ligase activity; protein binding. Bases 201 to 1715 code for a protein of 504 amino acids. The record is from RefSeq and is a predicted model, not a curated record. Gene Ontology annotation, cellular component: cytoplasm; Prp19 complex; U2-type catalytic step 1 spliceosome.